Molecule: messenger RNA, 1648 nt
Organism: Ipomoea nil (Japanese morning glory)
Lineage: Eukaryota; Viridiplantae; Streptophyta; Magnoliopsida; Solanales; Convolvulaceae
Product: zinc finger CCCH domain-containing protein 1-like
Exons: 4
Coding region: 247-1236 (329 amino acids)
Biological process (GO): snoRNA splicing
Cellular component (GO): U2-type spliceosomal complex
Molecular function (GO): metal ion binding
Source: RefSeq, a predicted model, not a curated record
GAACUAAUGUUAAUUUGUAAACUCACUUCACCCGGGUGCCAUUCUUCCUGUGUUAAUGAUAUAUAUUCUUCUGCUAGCUCGUGGAUUUAGUUUCUGAUUGCUCAUAAGUUCUGCCGACUUCAAGAAGAAGAUUAGAAGAAAGGAAAACCCGGGUCGGGUGAGAUGUCCCUAUUAUAUCUUUCGCCUUCUCCUAAAUGCUUAAAAUCCCUAAUUCCUAAAGUAGCAGUUUAGUCGCGCUUCCAUCGAAUGGCUGUGGAACCUGAGAAAGCUAAUUCUGAAGACCCUCAACAGACAGUUUGCAGUUUCUUCAGAAAGCCAUCAAAGGCCAAAAACAUCAGAAAACGUACUGCCAUUGAAGAGGGUGAGAACGAAGAUGGAGAUUCGAAAGACGAGACUUCAGUAGUAUUUAAUAAGAAGAAGCCAGCAGUUGCUGACAACAAGCUGCACUUUUCUACUAGGCCCUCAAAGCGGGAGAUAACCUCAGAAUCUGAUGCAGAUUCUAAAAGGUCUCUUUUUCAGUUCGAGUCUUCGAGGGAGAUUCAGGUUCAGAAUGAUAAUAAAGCAACUGCUACGCUGGAAACUGAGACGGAGUUCUCAAAAGAUGCCCGGGCAAUUAGGGAGCGAGUUCUCAAGCAAGCAGAAGAGGCCUUGAAAGGGAAAAAUGAGAAGACUGGGGAUGAGAAAUUGUAUAAGGGGAUACAUGGAUAUACUGACUACAAGGCAGGUUUCCGGAGAGAGCACACAAUUUCCAGCGAGAAAGCUGGUGGAUCACAUGGUCCUCUUAGAGCUUCUGCUCACAUUAGAGUUUCUGCCAGGUUUGACUAUCAGCCAGAUAUCUGUAAGGACUACAAAGAAACUGGAUAUUGUGGCUAUGGAGACUCAUGCAAGUUUAUGCAUGAUCGAGGGGAUUAUAAGUCGGGAUGGCAGCUGGAAAAGGAGUGGGAUGAAGCAGAGAAAGCCAAGAAGAGAAGAAUGGAAAUGGGAAUGGUCGAUGAUGAUGAAAGUGCAGAGCAGAGUGAUGAUGAUGAAGAUGAUGCGAUACCCUUUGCAUGUUUCAUCUGUAGGCAACCUUUUGUCGACCCCGUUGUGACAAAGUGCAAGCACUACUUCUGUGAGCAUUGUGCAUUAAAGCAUCAUGCAAAAAAUAACAAGUGCUUCGUGUGCAACCAGCCUACACUUGGGAUAUUCAAUACUGCUUUUGAGAUACGCAAGAAGAUGGCUGUUGAAGGAAAAUGAGGAACCUUGUCGUUUUUCUGUUAACUCUGGUUGGAGUUGAGAAGUGGAUGUAGUUUGUUACUUUCAACUUAUUGUCAUCCCUAAUGGCGACUGAGCUUCUUCCUUCAUUCCACCAUGCUCGAAUCGCCAUGACGAUGCAUGAAAUCAAUCAAGUUUGAGGAAACUACUAAAGCACCGGAAAUUUGAAGAUGAAGACAUCAAAUUGUUUGAUGCAGUCAAGAUUGACCAGCAAUGGAAAUAUGACACUAGUCAAGGGAGGAAAAUGCCAUCAAUCAAAUUAGAAUAUAGAUUGAAGUAUGAACGCAUUGCUCAAUUUAAAAUAGUAUGCCGUGGAAGUGUGGAGUUUGCAUCAUACAAGCUAUUUUUAAUCCAUUUGAGCCUUUUUUUUUUCUUUCAACUAAUACAUCAGUUU